CGACAUUCUGGGAUGUCUCGAGAGUCAAGCGAGAGGAGGAGAGAGAGAAAGAGAGAUGACAAUAAACCAUUUGAGUCGCCAUCUGAGGGGAUGAUACGCUCGCAAACUCGUGGAUGGAUGGACGGACAUAUAGAGAGACAGGGAGAGACAGACUGAGAGAGAUACAGAGAGAAAAAGAGACAGAGUUGGUGUCCUUUACGCACAGAUCUUUGUCGUGAGGACUGCAGACUGUUUCUGCAACUUUUGUAUCUAAAUCUUAGUUUGAACUCCAGUUUAAUGACUUUCUUUGAGUGUCUGCGGUUGCGUGUGUCCGCUCUGGUUGCUUGUUACUAAAUGCUGCGGCGCUGUUGCUCCUGCCUGUCAUUGGUUCUGGAGAAGGUAUUUAUUUCAAGAUAACCGUUUGUCUCUCGGUGCAUUAGUUUUGGACGGGUUUUAUCGUCUAUCCGGACGGACAUGUCGGGGCAGAAACCGUCCUUGAAGAGCGGCGGCUCCUCUCAGAGCCGCUUCCAGGUGGAUGUGGUUACAGAAGCAUCAUCCACACCGCCCACAGCGGCACCGGUUCCUGCCCCGGCCUCCACCGACGGAUCGAGGCCACCUGACGAGUCCAAAGGCCGGUUCAGGGUGGUGGGGUUCCUGGAUUCGGGCGCGCUGGGCAGCGCGAUGGACAUCGGGCUCCCGCCUGAUGUCUCUCACGAGCCGGACACGGCGAGGAGCGACUCGGUCAGCCUCCAUUCAACGGGCACGGGACAUACUCACAUCUCAGACUCCCACUCCAACACCUACUACAUGAGGACCUUCGGGCACAACACCAUAGACGCAGUGCCCAACAUCGACUUCUACCGGCAGACUGCUGCGCCUUUCGGCGAGAAGCUGACCAGACCGACGCUCUCGGAGCUGCACGAUGAACUCGAUAAAGAGCCAUUUGAGGAUGGUCUGGCCAAUGGAGAAGAGCCAUCAGCAGCUGAGGAGGCUGCAGCGGCCUUGGCAGCUAAGGAGGCGAAAGGAGGAACUGUCAAGUUUGGUUGGGUCAAAGGAGUCUUGAUCCGCUGCAUGCUGAAUAUCUGGGGUGUGAUGCUCUUUAUCCGAAUGUCUUGGAUUGUUGGACAGGCUGGAAUCGGACUGACCAUUGCUAUCAUUCUGAUGGCCACUCUGGUCACCACAAUCACUGGUCUGUCUACCUCUGCCAUAGCAACCAACGGCUUUGUACGAGGAGGAGGAGCGUACUACCUGAUCUCCAGGAGCCUGGGGCCAGAGUUCGGAGGCUCCAUCGGUCUCAUCUUUGCUUUUGCCAAUGCCGUGGCUGUGGCCAUGUAUGUCGUAGGCUUCGCAGAGACAGUCGUUGAGAUGCUUAAUGAUGUUGAUGCUUUGAUGACUGAUCAGCUAAAUGACAUUCGCAUCGUCGGGUGUCUGACAGUCAUUCUGCUGCUGGGAAUCUCUGUAGCUGGCAUGGAGUGGGAAGCCAAGGCUCAAAUUGUCCUCCUGGUGAUCCUGCUGGGAGCCAUCUUUAACUACUUCAUAGGAAGCUUCAUUUCAGUAGAAAGCAAAGAGCCCAAAGGAUUCUUUGGCUACCAAACUGCAAUCUUCUUAGAGAACCUGGGUCCAGACUUCAGAGACGAGGAAACGUUCUUCUCUGUGUUUGCCAUUUUCUUCCCUGCAGCCACUGGGAUCCUGGCUGGAGCCAACAUCUCUGGAGACCUCACUGACCCUCAGUCAGCGAUCCCUAAAGGUACCCUGCUGGCCAUCCUCAUCACAGGAAUCACCUACGUGGCUAUUGCCAUCUCUGCAGGUUCCUGCAUUGUCCGGGAUGCCACCGGUGACCACAACGACACGGUUAGCGACACAGUGAACUGUACCGAUGCCGCCUGCACACUGGGCUAUGACUUCUCCAUCUGCAAGGAGGGAGGCUGUCAGUACGGCCUGAUGAAUGACUUCCAGGUGAUGAGUCUGGUGUCCGGCUUUGGUCCUCUGAUCACUGCAGGGAUUUUUUCAGCCACUCUAUCCUCUGCUCUGGCCUCGCUGGUCAGCGCACCCAAAGUCUUCCAGGCUCUGUGCAAGGACAACAUCUAUCCAGGGCUGAUUGUGUUUGCGAAGGGUUAUGGGAAGAAUAACGAGCCUCUCCGUGGUUACGUCCUGACCUUCUGCAUUGGCCUCGCCUUCAUCCUCAUUGCCGAGUUGAACAUCAUUGCCCCCAUCAUCUCAAACUUCUUCCUGGCCUCAUACGCUCUCAUUAACUUCUCCGUCUUCCACGCCUCCCUGGCCAACUCUCCAGGGUGGCGUCCCAGCUUCAAGUACUACAACAAGUGGGUGUCCCUUGCUGGGGCGAUCCUGUGCUGCGUGGUGAUGUUUGUCAUCAACUGGUGGGCAGCUCUGGUCACUCUGCUCAUCGUCCUUGCUCUCUACAUCUAUGUCAGCUACAAAAAACCUGAUGUGAACUGGGGUUCGUCCACUCAGGCCCUGAUCUACAACCAGGCUCUGACUCACUGUCUGAACCUCACUGGCAUCGAGGACCACGUCAAAAACUUCAGACCGCAGUGUUUGGUGCUGGCUGGCUAUCCAAACUCUCGCCCUGCUCUGCUUCAACUGGUUAAUUCUUUCACCAAGAACGUCGGCCUCAUGGUCUGCGCUCACGUCAGGACGGUGUCCCGUCGGCCAAACGUUAAGGAGUUGUACCAGGAUCGCUCUCGCUGCCAGCGUUGGCUUAACAAAAAACGGAUCAGGGCCUUCUACAUUCCUGUUUUUGCCGAAAACCUGCGGCAUGGGGCCCAGUUCCUCCUGCAGGCUGUCGGUUUGGGUCGUCUGAAGCCCAACACUUUGGUCAUGGGUUUCAAGAACAACUGGAGUGAUGCAGACAUGAGAGAUGUGGAGAUUUAUAUCAACACUAUACACGACGCCUUUGACCUGCAGUUUGGGGUAGUGAUCCUUAGGCUGCAGGAUGGACUGGAUAUCUCUCACAUCCAGGGACAAGAUGAGCUACUGUCGCCCCACGAGAAGCCACCAAUUGGCAGCAAGGAGGUGGUGGUUUCUGUCAGUCUGGCUAAAGACUCAGACUCGGAUUCCUGUCCUUCCAAAACCACCAGCAACCAGAGCAGCCCGCUCAUCAUGAGAGAGACCAAAUCUCCUCUGAGUCUGACCGACCAGCGUCUGUUGGAGACCAGCCAGCAGUUUAAGAAGAAACAGGGCAAGGGAACCAUAGAUGUCUGGUGGCUGUUUGAUGAUGGAGGUCUGACUCUGCUGAUUCCCUUCCUGCUGACCAAUGGGAGCAAGUGGGGCGACUGCAGGAUCCGUGUCUUCAUCGGCGGGAAGAUCAACCGCAUCGACCACGACCGUCGAGUGAUGGCCACACUGCUCAGCAGGUUCAGGAUCGACUUCUCUGACAUCCACGUCCUCGGAGACAUCAACACCAAACCCAAGAAACACAAUAAGCUGAGUUUCAAGGAGCUGAUCGAGCCGUACAGGCUGAAGGAAGAUGACAUGGAGCAGGAAGCCGCAGAGAGGCUGAAGGCCCAGGAACCCUGGAGGAUCACUGACAACGAACUGGAGCUGUACAGGGCCAAGACCAACCGUCAGAUCAGACUGAAUGAGCUGCUGAAGGAACACUCCAGCUCAGCAAAACUCAUCGUCAUGAGCAUGCCUUUGGCCAGGAAGGGUACGGUGUCGAGCGCCCUCUACAUGUGCUGGCUGGAAACUCUGUCCAAAGACCUCCCACCUCUGCUGCUGGUCCGGGGGAACCAACAGAGUGUCCUCACCUUCUACUCCUAACACACAAGUGUACAGCGUCCACACACUCAUACUCUGUCUACUGGUCUCUGUGUAUAUUUAUUAAGGUAUUACACCGCCUGCGGCUGCCCAACAACAGAAAAUAUUAUCGUGUUUUGUGACACAGAUCUGGAACGAAAAGAAAAAGUGUUAAAGUCUAAUUCUGUGUUUUCCAUUUGGCUUAAUUUCAGUAAAUUUCUUUUGAUUCCUUAACAGAUUAAUCAACCCAAUCAACAUUACGAUGGCUGUUUCAUUAAUCUGCGACAAUAACAGGCUGUAUAUUCCCUGGCUGCUGUGUGUUUUACGUGAAUGAGAGUAACUACAGUAAAUAUUAAUGUUUUAAUGUUUAUUUAUAAUGAUGAAAUCAGGAUUUCAGAAUGUUUGUUGGUCUUUAGGUGACCUGUGAUUAUUAAGUGGUGUUUUCUUUCACUGGGUUUCAAGUAGCAAGUCACUGGCGACAUUAUGUUGUACAUUAUUUUAUUAAAAUAUUAACUAAACCAC
Micropterus salmoides (largemouth bass) is the source of this 4257-nucleotide messenger RNA. Its product is annotated as solute carrier family 12 member 2-like. Gene Ontology annotation, molecular function: ammonium channel activity; sodium:potassium:chloride symporter activity. The record is from RefSeq and is a predicted model, not a curated record. Gene Ontology annotation, biological process: chloride transmembrane transport; potassium ion homeostasis; potassium ion import across plasma membrane. Bases 454 to 3759 code for a protein of 1101 amino acids. The transcript has 26 exons. NCBI's taxonomy places the organism in Eukaryota, Metazoa, Chordata, Actinopteri, Centrarchiformes, Centrarchidae. Gene Ontology annotation, cellular component: membrane.